Messenger RNA from Camellia sinensis, 769 nucleotides. The record is from RefSeq and is a predicted model, not a curated record. Lineage: Eukaryota; Viridiplantae; Streptophyta; Magnoliopsida; Ericales; Theaceae.
UGCUAUAUCUACAGUCCUGAAGGUAAACCUGUAUUGCAAGACGGGCUUCCAGAAGUUGCAGCUAGCUUGUUAGCUACCUAUGAUAGUGGUGAACUCCUAGGUGCCCUUGAAGAAGGCCAUGCUGGAUGGCAGAAGUGGGUAAAGAGCUUUGGUAAAUCAUUGAAACGCAAGGGAAAAUCUCUAUUCAUGCCUCUUCGGGUGUUGCUAACGGGAAAGCUUCAUGGCCCAGAUAUGGGGGCUAGUGUGCUUCUGCUCCACAAAGCUGGAUCAUCUAAUGUGGUAGCUGCUCAAGCUGGGUUUGUCACGUUGGAUGACAGGUUCAAAAUGUUGAGAGAAAUCAAAUGGGAAUCUUUUAACAGCGACCAAACUGUAUUGGAGUCUGCUGCAGCUGUAUCUAACUGAAGUUUCCAGUUGUUUUGUUUUUAUUUUUUUUUGUUGUCUCUAGACUCUACCCAAGUUGAGUUACACGUGAUGAUUAUUGAUAGUAGUUGGUCGGUUAAGUUGUGUUAUAUGUAAUACACGUUUGAAGUCGAACUCAUUCCUAUGUGAUAUACACGUUUGAUUUGACUGUAGUUUGUUUUGAGCAAGCGCAAGUGCAAACAUUUUGAAAUGGCGUAGGGCAUAGGGAAUUGGACAGCUGUUGGUAAUUACAGAUGUCGACUUCUUGUAUUGUAUUACACAAAAUUACAUUCGUAUUCCUGGAAAACUCUUUAUGCCACUCUUUUGUUUUUAUUGUAUGUAUUGUUUCGGGAAGUAUAUUUAUAUUUUA